CAUUGGAAAGUCUAAAUUUACAUUUCAUGCUAUACUUUAUGCAGAGAUGAAUAGUAUCUAAUCAUUUCUGCUUUACGUAAUAAUUGGACGUUUAUUCAUGUUGAAACUGAGUCAAAACAAUCUCUCGAACAUCCCAAGGAGGAAAUUUUAUCUCUGAUUCCUCAGUUCACUCGAUUAUUCGGACGUUUAUAGUAUUAAGCAUAAAUUAAAUGUGUAUUGAAUGGUGUUCUGUACACUUGGAAAAAAAAACUUGAUCUACGAGCAAACCGUGAUUACAUACGUGUUUAACAAUCGUACUACAUAACUACAGUAUUUCUGUCAGACGCAGUGGAUGAAAGUAGCAACAUAAUUGUACCUUUAUGAAGUAAAUAUCCCAACAUGUCAUCAAAAAUUUCGAUUUGGAGAAAAGUACCGGGUUAUGUCGGCCGGUAUAACGACGUAAUUUAUUCACGCCCGCUAAUGUCAGUAACGCCACCAAGCCAAGAUGUUCUUUUGUAUUUCGGAGGCGAUAUUCAGGAUUUACAAGAAAACAUGGAGAAAACUGAUAAUAAAGUACACAAAAAAUGGUGCUUGGAGAAUACCGCAGAAAUACUUUCAACGAACUUUCCUAAAAAGCAUGUACUUGUCGUUCGACCAUCCAGAAUAACUGUGAAUACCUUUAGCUGUUUCGAUAACUUCGUGCCAUCAAACGAAUGUGGCGUGCCAACAUUCCUCCCAAUGCAUAAUGCUUUAAAGCAUUUACUGGAAUUGGUUAAAUCCUGUUUAAUUCAUAUUAAAGCAUGCACUACAGAUCAGGAUCCUAUAUGUUUCACUAUUGAAAAUACAAAAUUAACGUUAUUAGGCUUCAGCAAAGGUUGCGUUGUAUUGAAUCAAUUGCUUCACGAGUUUCAUUAUUAUCAAAGUGAACAAAAUUUGGAUGUGGAGAUCGAUGACUUCCUAAGACUCAUUGAAAGCAUGUGGUGGUUAGACGGUGGUCAUGCAGGUUCUAAAGAUACAUGGAUCACUGAACCACUAAUACUGGAAUCUCUUAAAAAAUUAGGCAUAGACGUUCACGUUCAUGUUACACCGUACCAAGUUCAAGAUUUUCAUCGUCAAUGGAUCCGUGAAGAGGAACACCACUUUUGUACUAUUUUACGUAAUAUUGGAGUUCCUGUAAAACGGAUAUUACACUUUGCAGAUAAGUCAAGAAGUUUAAAACAUCACUUCAAUGUUCUCAAAGCCAUUCGAAAUUAUACCUAAUAAUUAUAAAUGAAUUUAGAUAUUCUAGAUUUA
Ceratina calcarata is the source of this 1272-nucleotide messenger RNA. Its product is annotated as UPF0565 protein C2orf69 homolog. The coding region runs from base 379 to 1239 and encodes 286 amino acids. The transcript has 5 exons. The record is from RefSeq and is a predicted model, not a curated record. Lineage: Eukaryota; Metazoa; Arthropoda; Insecta; Hymenoptera; Apidae. Gene Ontology annotation, cellular component: mitochondrion.